AUAGGAGAGAGAAUAGAAGAAAAUAAGCUGCAACGAAGAACAAAGAGGAAAUCGCGGUUAUGGCGGGAGAGGAAGCUGAUGGAGGCGCCGCCGCCACCGGUGAGGGUUCUAACGUGUGCAAUUUCUUUAGGAAGCCAUCAAAGGGGAAGAACAUUAGGAAACGAACCGCCGUUGAAGAGGCGGAAGGCGAAGAAGAAGAUUCUAACUCUGGGAGCGCAGUGGUGUAUAAGAAGAAACAGGCUGCAGCUGACAACAAGCUGCUCUUUUCUAGUGGUCCGUUGAAGACUUCGAAAGGGUCUGAGCCUGAAAAACAGAAAGAAUCUGUCUUUGAGUAUGAGUCAUCCAGAGAAAUUCAGGUCCAAAAUGAUAGUAGGGCGACUGCCACUUUAGAGACAGAGACCGACUUCUCAAGGGAUGCCCGGGCGAUUAGAGAGCGUGUUCUGAAGCAAGCUGAAGCGGCAUUGAAGGGCAAGAACAAGAGUGCUGGGGACGAGAAGUUGUAUAAAGGUUUACAUGGGUAUACAGAUUAUAAGGCUGGAUUCCGGAGAGAGCAUACUGUUGCCAGCGAAAAGGCCGGUGGAGCUCAUGGACCUCUGAGGGCAUCUGCCCACAUAAGAGUGUCGGCAAGGUUUGACUAUCAGCCUGACAUUUGUAAAGACUAUAAAGAAACUGGCUACUGUGGUUAUGGAGAUUCGUGCAAGUUUAUGCACGAUAGAGGCGAUUACAAGUCAGGUUGGCAGCUUGAGCAGGAGUGGGAUGAAAAGGAGAAGGCGAGGGCUAGAAAAAUGGCUAUGCGAAAUAAGGGUGGUGAUGAUGAUGACGACGAUAGUCCUGCAACAAGUGAUGAGGAAGAUGAGAACGCACUGCCAUUCGCUUGCUUCAUUUGUAGGGAGCCUUUUGUGGAUGCUGUCGUGACCAAGUGCAAGCACUAUUUCUGCGAGCAUUGUGCGUUGAAGCAUCAUGCAAAAAAUAAGAAGUGCUUUGUUUGCAACGAGCCUACGUAUGGGAUAUUCAAUACUGCCUUUGAGAUACGCAAGAGAAAGGCCGCCGAAGGAAAAUGACAUCGCAAAUAAUGUUUUGGCUAAAUUCUGUUUGUUUUUGUCUUCUCAUUGUAAGAUCAAUUUUAUUACUUGUAUCGACUUUUCCAUUUUGAUGAUACUGUUGUAUAUUGAACAAUUAGUCAUGUAUUCUUAGAGAAUAGCUUUCACAAUUUA
Salvia hispanica is the source of this 1214-nucleotide messenger RNA. Its product is annotated as zinc finger CCCH domain-containing protein 1-like. The record is from RefSeq and is a predicted model, not a curated record. NCBI's taxonomy places the organism in Eukaryota, Viridiplantae, Streptophyta, Magnoliopsida, Lamiales, Lamiaceae. Gene Ontology annotation, cellular component: U2-type spliceosomal complex. Gene Ontology annotation, molecular function: metal ion binding. Gene Ontology annotation, biological process: snoRNA splicing.